AGAGUCUGCCAGACAUUAUUAUGAGUGACAGGAUUGAAAAUGAUUUUGUCAUGACCCAUGACCGCGUUUGUGAUGUUUAUAAGCAUUCCAUCACGCCCUCCACGUCGAAUCGUCCCAGCGGGUUCGUCAUUCGGCCACCGGUGAACAUCUCUAGGCUCAGGCCUACGCAACUUCUUGUCUCAUCUUUCUUCUCGAACGUGUCAAAGUAGUAGCUAAAGCGACACACUUCGUUGACAUAUUUUGUCUUGAGCGAGCUACGCCAGAGAUACGGGACAGACUCUGUCUGUCUAAAGUUCACCGGAAAGUAGACCAGAGCGAAUUUUGUAAUCAUUUAGCCCAAUUAAAAAACACUUAAUUGACCACUUGAGCUGGUAAAGGAGAUAUGAUGCUUUGUUUGCGGGUACUUACCUUGAAGGGAAUUGUUUGGGUGAAUUCUACUACUAUAUGCGGGGAAGCUGUAUUGGAAGGGUUACCGAUCCGGGUUACUUGGCCGAGUUUGUGAGGACUUUUGAAGAGGAAGAUUCGUAGAAUGAUUUGAUGGUCAAAAAUCGAUUACUAUCUUUGAAAAAUCAAAAAGCUUUUCUCCUUUAGCUUGCAUACAGACACAGUUUGAAUGGCUGACAUGGUGGUUCGGAGCUUUCGCGAAUCGCCUUCGUUGAUUUUGGGUGUGGCCAACGGGACCACCUAGCAACCUCAUCACCAUGACUACGACGACGGUACAGCAGACACCGGGUGACGUCAUGGUCAGAACACCAAUCAUCACGCGGAAAUCCCGACAGUUUCAGACGGCUGUGGAGAGAUGGAGUUCCUUACGUCAAAACAGCAGCCGCUCCUUUGAUCGACUCAACCUCAGGAAUAAGUACGAGGAGGACCGCCUGCUCCAGAAGCACAGAGACAUCAAUGAAUUGAGCGACGCGCAACUCAAAGAACUCUUCCGCAUCAAGAAUGAAAUGCGCGUCGCUCUAGUGGACAUUGCACGUAGCAAGCGUCAGUGCAGCAGCAAAGAAUCGGAAUUCGAGAGUCGCCUUCGCAGCGGGAAUCAAUCCCCGAUCUUUAAGAUGGAGUACAGACGACUGAGGAAGAAGCAGGUUGAGUUGGGGAAACUGUGCGAGCAGCUGCAGGGCCCAAACUCGAAACUCCUCGCGUCGAAUCUGACGACCGAAUUGAAGGCAGUGGAAGCGAAAGCAACGAAGGAGGCGUUACGCGGGGAGACCAAGUAUAAAAGCAAAUGGUUAGCGCCUCUGAAGGCUUUGUCUAAGGCGAAUCAAGAUUCUACUGAUAAUGGUGAUGCUACAGGGUCAUCUGAAGAAGCAAAACCAGCUGGGAAUGAAUUUGCGAAUCUGGUAAAAAUGGUCCAUAAACAAUUCAAGAGAGCGUCCAUCUCAGGGAUUAAAGAUACCACACAAACAACGGAAGCCGAGAGUGAAAGCAUUGAGCAAAUGUCCGGACCAAUUAAAGCCUUGCCAAACGAUUCCAAACCAGGUCAUUCAAAGACGGUUCCAGAAUUAUCUCAGCCUACAGGUGAAGUUUCGAAACAAAAUGGAAGCAAAGAUGAACAGUUACGCCCAGUCAGUCGUCCGCCAUCAAAACCUCUAAUUCCAAUUUCGUCCGCCAUUUCUCUCCUGGAAACCUCUCCAGCGCAGAGCGCCGAAGAUCCUAUCACAGUAAAACGAAAGAAGCGACUCCGUAAGGACACUGACCAGAGCUUGCCGACUGUACCGGAAGUGAACGAAUGCGCGACGCCGAAAAUACCCGAAACUCCCGUAAAAGCCAAACCGAAGAAGAUCAAAACGCAGAAAGCACGGACAAUCGUUACCAAAGGCAUGCACAAAGGAACGGACGCUCACGUCUCAAGAACCGAGUCCGCGCAUCGUCGGGACCGAGUGAUGAAGAAGCGUUUGUCCGAUCUGGCAGUGAAAACUAAGGAAGAUAUUGCCAACAGGAGAAGUAUUAGCCCUCACGAUGAAGCCCUGAAUAGUAUUCACCAAGUAGAGGUUAUUGCACGCCUCCAGCUCGCGCGGUCCAAAGUCGGGAUCACCCUUCCCGAGGUCCGCACGGAUAAGGGUCAUGGACGCAAAGUGCGUAAAUCAAGAGAUCAAACCUCUAUUAGUCUUCCACCUGUGAACGUAGAGGGCAGGCUACUAAGAGAACUGAAAGAACAGAGGAGGAAGCACAAAAGUCAGUCGACAGGACUCCCGAAGUUACCCUGACACUUUACUGCAUUAUCAGUUAAUUGUUUUAAUGACAAUAGGAGGCCUGUUCUUAAAGGAAGACUAACAUAAAAUUGUUUAAAAGGUUUAAGCCAAGGCCAAUGAUUAAAGGAGCGCCAAGUGCCAACCCUGGCGCCGGGUGAAUAUUUUCGCUCGAGUUCAUACAUUCUAUCUGUAAACAAUUUUACCUUUUGGGAUGAUUGGUACACUUUUAGCCUGGACCUAAUGUUAAUAUGCUUUUAUGACUACUGGCCAUACUUAAUCUAACGUAACCUCAUGUACCUCAUUUGGCGUUAUAUGACUUACUUAGCAACAUAAUAUAUCCAUACUAUCAGUUGCAUUUUUAUUCAUUUAUUUGUUGCCAUUCGCAAAGUCCAGUCAUCUCAGAUAUGUAUGACUUUCAACUAUUUAUGUAUUAACAUGUGCAAAUAUGAACUCUGAAAUGUUUUUCAUCGGUAGAUAUUUCAUAAUAGUAUAUUAUUCAAAGGCAUUGAAAUUAUACUCUCAGACAAAAUUAAUUUCAUUACCGAUAUAUAUAUAUAUAUAUAUAUACAUACACAGGUAAUCUCGUUAAACUGGUUAUACAUGGUUAGGUUAGAUUUUCUUCAUUUGAACACUCUCAUGUUUAUCUUCCAUUUCGCCCUCUCUCCAUAUUUAUAUUGUCGCUCCUACUCUUUUCCCAUUGAUUCUCCGCGUUUCUUUGUUUCAUACGUAGUAUCUGUUCUCUUGCACACUCACACUCAUGUGUAAACAACAUUCAAAACUAUCUUAAACCUCUCUCUACUAUAAUCAUCUUAUAUUUAUCUGAUGAAAAUGAUAUUAUAGUCUCAUGAAGUGUUUAAAUUUUAACAGGGCAUUCAAAAAAAAAAAAAAAUCAAAAAAAAAAAAAUCAUUGUUUGCUUUGUACAUAAUCAUGUACACAUGUUAACUCUAUGCUACGUGAUUUAAGUUUGGAAGGUAUAACCGGAAAAUAAAAUGAAAUAAAUUAUUUGAUAAAGAUA
Strongylocentrotus purpuratus (purple sea urchin) is the source of this 3211-nucleotide messenger RNA. RefSeq lists its product as uncharacterized. NCBI's taxonomy places the organism in Eukaryota, Metazoa, Echinodermata, Echinoidea, Camarodonta, Strongylocentrotidae. Bases 702 to 2210 code for a protein of 502 amino acids. The record is from RefSeq and is a predicted model, not a curated record. The transcript has 2 exons.